UCUCGUGGAAAGGCGGCACGGUCGGCCGUGGUCUCGCAGAAGGGGCUCGCUGCCGUUCCCGCUGUGCCGCCGGCUCAGCGCAGCGCUGGGUGAGCGCUCCGGCCGCGGCAGUCCCGCUGCCCUCCGCAGGGCAGCCGCUGGGGCUCCGCGGGCAGCGCUCCCUGCGGCGGCCACCCCAGGGCUUUCCUCGGCCGACGGCAGGAAAGGAAAUCGGAACGCUGACUUUUGCACAGCACCUCCGCCCAGGAGAAUUGCUCCGCAGAGGGAAGCUGUGCUGUGCCCACGCCGAGAACCUGCCCAGGUUUUCAGGAUGAAUCUGGAAAAACUCAGCAAACCAGAACUGCUGACGCUGUUUAGCAUUCUUGAGGGAGAAUUAGAAGCAAGAGAUCUGGUCAUAGAGGCUUUAAAGGCCCAGCACAGGGACACAUUCAUUGAGGAGCGCUAUGGGAAGUACAACAUCAGUGAUCCAUUGAUGGCUCUGCAGAGGGAUUUUGAGACACUCAAAGAGGGGAAUCAUGGUGAAAAGCAGCCAGUAUGCUCCAAUCCUUUAUCUAUUUUGAAAGUGGUGAUGAAACACUGCAAGAAUAUGCAGGAAAGAAUGUUAUCCCAGCUAGCUGCUGCAGAAAGCAGACACAGAAAGGUGAUCCUGGACCUGGAGGAGGAGAGGCAGCGGCACGCCCAGGACACGGCCGAGGGGGACGAUGUCACCUACAUGCUGGAGAAGGAGCGGGAGCGGCUCACCCAGCAGGUGGAGUUUGAAAAGUCCCAAGUGAAAAAGUUUGAGAAAGAGCAGAAGAAGCUGUCGAGCCAGCUGGAGGAGGAGAGGGCACGCCACAAGCAACUGUCUUCCAUGCUGGUUGUGGAGUGCAAGAAAGCCACUGCCAAAGCAGCUGAAGAGGGCCAGAAGACAGCAGAACUGAGCUUGAAAUUGGAAAAGGAGAAGAGUAAGGUGAGUAAGCUGGAAGAGGAGCUGGCAGCCAAGAGGAAGCGGGGUUUGCAGAUGGAAGCACAAGUAGAAAAGCAGCUCUCGGAGUUUGACAUUGAAAGAGAGCAGCUGAAAGCUAAGCUGAACAGAGAAGAAAACCGUACAAAAGCACUCAAAGAAGAGGUGGAAUGUCUGAAGAAAGCCCUGAAAGAGCUGGAGGCUUCUUGCCAGGAGCACAGUCCCUCCAAGCCCGUGCAUCCCAGCCCCGCGGUGACAUCCAGGGGGGUCACAACUGACAGUCCCCCAAUGAAGUCUGUGUCCUGCCAGACCGAGAGCCUGCAGGCAGAGCGGGCAAACGCUGCCAGCACCAGCAGAGCUGUUCACACCGUGUUUGCCAGCCCCUCUGCACCCGCUCCUUCCUAUGCAAAAUCCAAUGGGCAUUGUGACACAGACGCGCAGAUGGGUGGGGAGACAAAUGCUGCAGAGAGCCAAGCUCACAGGGAGAAAUCUGCUGCCACCUCCGAAAGCGCGGUGGAGAAUGGAAGCUCUCCUGUAAGAACAGAGUCACCGGUGCACGUGAUGCCGCAGCUCCCCUCUGCUGGGGCGUCCCUGUCCCCCAGCAGCACAGCUGCCUCCUCGCUGACCCCUUCUCCCUGCUCCUCACCAGUGCUGACUAAACGCUUGGUGGGAGCCUCUGCCAGCAGCCCUGGCUACCAGUCCUCCUACCAGGUGGGCAUCAACCAGCGUUUCCAUGCGGCCAGGCACAAGUUCCAGUCGCAGGCAGAGCAGGAGCACCAGCCGGGCGGCCUGCAGAGCCCACCCUCCCGGGACCUGUCUCCCACCCUGGCAGACAACUCCGCUGCCAAGCAGCUGGCCCGCAACACGGUCACGCAGGUGCUGUCCAGGUUCACCAGCCAGCAGGGCCCCAUCAAGCCCGUCUCCCCCAACAGCUCCCCUUUUGGCACGGACUACCGAAACCUGGCCAGCGCUGUCAGCCCCAGAGCCGAGGCUGGGCACUGCCCAAGCCCUGUCAAGGUUUCCAGCCCGCUGAGCCCCUUGUCUCCUGGGAUCAAGUCACCAACCAUCCCCAGGGCAGAACGAGGGAACCCUCCGCCCAUUCCUCCCAAGAAACCCGGCCUGGCUCAGUCGCCUGCUGCUCCUGCUCCGCCGAGCAAGGGCCCCUCGCUGGGUGCCCCCAUGGACGUGGCCAGCGGCUGCUCUAACAGCACUGUCGUGUCGAAUGGCAAGGACCUGGAGAUCCUCCUGCCAAGCAGCAGCUAGUCUCCAGAAAAUGGGAAUGUCACAUUCCACAGCUUAGCUUACGCUGGAGCUAAGACACUGUUUUUCCACUCCAUGUUAUUUAUUUCCAUAGUAGCAGAUUCUGUCUGUAUAAAGCAUUUUUUUUCUUUUUAAUAGGUAGGAAAAUAUUUUUGUUUAUGAAGAAACCUUAACUACAGCUAUACAGUAGCCUCCAAAUGUCUCAUGGCAGCAGUCAAAUCAUUAGAGAUAACAACCAUAAUCGUGUGGUGGGACCUAUCAACCUCUAAUGGGACUGAAAUGCUACUUUUAAAUUAUGCAGAAAUAAUUUUUGCAGACUUUUUAUUCCAGAUGAACAUUUUAUAGAAGUGCCUGAAAUAAGCCUGCAAUAUGAAUGUGAUUCUCGGGAAAAGGUGAGGAGGGGAACAUCUAGCUGCAGAAACGAAUUCUUCUGAGUCCUGAAUGUUGAAACCAACACUGGUUUUCCUUUUAAAUCUUUCCAUUUGCUAGGAUAAGUUAGCAAAUGUGCUACAGGUUCUGCCAGGUGACCGCCAGACUGGUGCAGCCAGCCAGGCUGUGUCCUCCAGGACGUAGCUCCCAGCUAUUUGAGGAAGCACACAGGAGUUUCUUGGGAUAAAAUUUAGUUGUGGUGUCAUCCAGAUUACUUCUCUGUUAGUAUUCUUUGUCCAUACAGCUCUUUCUGCUUUGCUGCCAAGACGCCUGUGUGCUUCAAAUGGCUGAACUCUGGUUUCUGGUGUACCACCUGGAAUUUUAAAGCUCUUCAAGCAUUCUACUGUUGUGUGUAGAACUUCUGAGAAAAGGAUCUUUCUGUUACUUGACAAAGAUCUCACUAGUACUUGAAAAAGUAACUCAUCCAUCCAAUACAGGUUUUUUGCAACGCCUGUAACAUGGGAUCUUCCACUUUAAGCAAAAGCAAUAAUUUUGUUCCCCAUCUGUGUCAGUUAAGUCUGACUGACCUGGGUUUUACCCACUAGCUGUGGGUAGCUUUCCUUGGCUGCAAAUACGGAACCAAAUCAUUGCUGCUGUGGAAUUGAGUAUGUGGAUAUGUGUAAGUGUGUCACACAUACAUGCUAAACACACGGUGUAUUGGGGAAGUAUUUAUCUCUUCUUGAUCUUCUGCCUCAUAUGAAGAAAACAUGGCAAUUCACUGAGAUUUUAAAAAACUCCUCAGUGAGGAGUUGCCCAAGUUUGAGGCAGAUCAUGUGUGUGGAGAAGUGUUUGGGCCCAGGAGAAGCAGCUGGUUCCUGUGCAGAAAUGUUUGCUGCACGAAAACCAGCAGGCACAGCACGGUGGCUUUCUGAGUCAUUGUGCUGAGAAACACAGGACAGACAGCACGGGUCAGCGGCAGAGGCUGGGAGCACGACCCCGAGUUAAUGAUCUUGGGUGCUGGAUGUGAGCUGAUCCUGAAUUUAGAAACUGGACUUGCUGCUCAGUGUCGUCCAGCGUGGAGCCCUUCCCUCAGCAGCAGAGUGGUGUUAGCCCAGCUCCCGUGCCACAGGCACGUUCUCCUGGGUCAGGUUGCACUGUUGCAUCCGGCACGAUCCCUUGGUGCCGCGGGAGGGGCAGAGCUCCGUGGCAGAGUUCCCGUGGGCUCCAGCCUCGUUCCGCAGGGCUCUGCGCUGCUUUGGGGGGCUCUUGUUGGAGUGACCCCGCACAGCCGUGGCAGGGGUCUGGAGGUUUGCACAGGCCUUUCAGUAGCCUUUCAGGCAGGGGCAUUAUGGGCUGUUGUUCCCAAUCCAGUGGAGCAGUCUGUGUGUUAGCAGCAGGGACACACAGGCAGCCAGAGCUGAAUGGGCAGUGACUCCUUUGGAAGCACAUUUAUUACUUUCUUAACUAAGUGUCCACAGCAGAUUAUUUUGCUCUUGCUGAGAGUAAAAGUAAAAAUGGAUGGGCAGAUAGACAGAUUUUGGCCCAUGUAUCCCUUCUGAUCGAAAAGUGAGGCUUUUGUAUACACUGCUUUAAUGAGUUUCUUUACUUUUACAUUAAUCUGACUGGUAUUAUCCCCUUUAUUGAUAGCUCUAGAGAGAGAGAGUGGCUAUGAUGAAGUCUAAUAGGAAAUGCACUGAGUACUGUUUCUUCUAAAAUAUAAUAGGGGAAGGGGUAUGCAAAAGAAUGUAUUUUUGCUAGUAGACUAACUUCUGAAAGAAACUAAGCACAAGGGAUUAAAAUGGAUCCAACUAAUUCAGUAAGACAUUUAGAGUUAGUAUUUAACUGUUGAUGUAGAUUCUGUGUGAAAGCAACUAGGUAUUUCUUCUCUAACUCACAUGUGUCCUAAGCAGACAUUGUUGCAGAGUUUGUCACUGGCUAAUGGAGUAUAAUGAAGUGCAAAACAUAUAACACUAGUAUUAAUUCAUUAACACUUGUAAAUUUGUAAAGCCAAAUGUACCAAGCUGAAGUCUUUAAUCAUUUUUAUAGCUGAUGGCAUUAAACAUGUUAAACAUUCAUAUUAUCAAUAAAGGAUUUUAUUUUUAAGAUGUGCAAA
Molecule: messenger RNA, 4685 nt
Organism: Motacilla alba alba
Lineage: Eukaryota; Metazoa; Chordata; Aves; Passeriformes; Motacillidae
Gene: CTTNBP2NL
Product: CTTNBP2 N-terminal like
Exons: 5
Coding region: 311-2206 (631 amino acids)
Source: RefSeq, a predicted model, not a curated record